AGUCCCGCGGUGUGAAGAUGGCGGCCUCGGCGGCGAGGAGCGCCGCGGCCCUCCGGACGAGUCUCAGCCGCCCCAUUGCGUUCGUCCGGAAAGUGCCGUGGACGGCGGCGUCGGGUGAAUUGAAAGAACACUUCGCACAGUUUGGCCAGAUCCGAAGGUGCACUCUGCCUUUUAACAGAGACACUGGCUUCCACAAAGGAAUGGCGUGGAUUGUGUUUUCUUCAGCGGAGGAGCUCCAGAAUGCACUGCAGCAGGAAAAUCACAUCAUUGAUGGAGUAAAGCUCCAGGUUCAAGCUCAAAGACGGAAAGCUGUUCGAGGGGAUCAAACAUCUGACGAAGAGAAAGACUUUUGAGAAUACCACUCCCUACUAGAUAAAAUAAAUCAAUGUAACCCAAA
Messenger RNA from Echinops telfairi (small Madagascar hedgehog), 397 nucleotides. It is a transcript of the gene SLIRP, whose product is annotated as SRA stem-loop interacting RNA binding protein. The coding region runs from base 18 to 353 and encodes 111 amino acids. The record is from RefSeq and is a predicted model, not a curated record. Gene Ontology annotation, molecular function: RNA binding. NCBI's taxonomy places the organism in Eukaryota, Metazoa, Chordata, Mammalia, Afrosoricida, Tenrecidae. The transcript has 4 exons.